Pundamilia nyererei is the source of this 3790-nucleotide messenger RNA. RefSeq lists its product as uncharacterized. The coding region runs from base 265 to 2457 and encodes 730 amino acids. Lineage: Eukaryota; Metazoa; Chordata; Actinopteri; Cichliformes; Cichlidae. The record is from RefSeq and is a predicted model, not a curated record. The transcript has 4 exons.
AUUCUAACGUCUCAGCCAGGCCAAUCACAUCAAGUGUUUGCACCUGUGUGAGGCAGAGUUUGCUUCAGCCCAACUUUUCAUUAGGAAGAUGGAAAAGACACACACAGACAGCCGCGUGGCUUGGAUGCUCGACUUUGAGUCUCGUGGGUGUUUGGUUGGAGGAGCUGGAAGUUGGGCUUUCUGGAUCCACGGCUGACAGGGCAGCUGUGCUGCACAGUCCAGCUCAGCGCUCGCAGCUGUGAGGACACAGCGACUGCAGCAGUCAUGGCUGCUGGCUUCCUAAUUACAAGAUUAUUGCUGGUCUGUUUGUUGAGUGAGGUGAACUACUCCUCAGCUUUUCCAAGAGCCAGACGUUUUGUGCAACCGGGAGUUUGGCAAAGUGAAGGAGAGGAGGAAGAAGCCUACAACUAUGAGAACUGUCAUCCUUUCUACUACAUCAGUGCCCAGGACAAAACAUUGGAAAAGCAGGGACGUUUAAUGAUGGCCCCUUUCCAUAUCUGUAAACAAAACCAUCCCAUUGUGUACCAAAAAGCCUCAAACCUCAAGCCUGCAAACCCCUUGCAGCCACGAUCUAAUGUUGCCACCAAAUGGCCAAAGGAGACCGUUCUACCCCAGCCUCCACCACAGAAGAAAUAUCUGUCACCCAAACCCAAAAGCUAUGAAUUCAAUCUAAAGAUUCCCUUUCUUGAUUUCCUGAUAAGAAAUGAUGGAAAGAAUUCUUCUAAUAAAAAACAUGAUGGUGGAAAUGAUGCGCCUGCUGUCUCCAAACCAGGCUUUCAGGUCGGCUCAUCUGUUUCCUCUUCAUCUGUCUCUCAGUCUCUCAACACCCCAACCAAUAGCCAUUUUGUCCACUUGGCAAGUCAACACAAACCAGAGACUCCUGAUUCUUUAAACCCAGAAAAACCCAUUUCAGCCACGACUGAAUCAAGGCAACCCUCCUUAAACUCUGCUGGUAUGGGCCAUACAGAAACACAGGAGCAGCCAUUUCCCAUGAAACCACAAUCAAGUUCAACUUUAUUUGGAUCAGGAAGACCUUUCGUAAGUUUUGCAACACCCCAGCAAGAGACUCGUGAGCCAGUUCAUAUUAAGCCAAGUUCAUCUCUGGCUGAGUCAACAAGGCCUCUCUUAAGCUUUGGAACAACACAGCAGCAGACUUAUAAGCCAGUUCGUGUUAAACCUCCAAGUUCAACCAUGACUGAAUUAGAACAGCAUUUCCUAAACCUUGGAACAACGCAACACGACGGUUAUAAGCCAUAUCCUAUUAAACCACAAUCAAACUCUGCCAUGAUUGGAUUAAGGCAACCCUUCUUAAACUCUGCUGGUACAGAAGCACAGGAGAAACCUUAUGAGCCAUAUCCCAUCAAACUACAGUCAAGCUCGACCCUGAUUGAACCAGCAAGGCCUUUACGUUUUACAUCACCACAGCAUCACAUUCAUGAGCCAGUUCGUGGUAAACCACCAAGUUCAAAUCAGGUUGGAGCAGAACGGCCUUUUGUGAACUUUGGAACAACACAACACCAGAGUUAUGGGCCAUAUCUAGUUAAACCGCAAUCGAAGUCUGCCAUAAUUGGAUUAAGGCAACCCUUCUUAAACUCUGCUGGUGCAGAUGCACAGGAGAAGCUUUAUAAGCCAUAUCCCAUCAAACUACAGUCCAGUUCAACCCUGGUGGAACCAGUGAGGCCUUUACGUUUUGCAUCACCCCAGCAAAACAUUCAUGAGCCAGUUGGUGUUAAACCACAAAGUUCAAAGCAUAUUGGAACAGAACGGCCUCUUGUGAACUUUGGAACAACACAGACUCGUGAGCAACAUCCCAUUAAACCACAAUCGAAUUCAAACCUCAUUGCAUCAGCAAGGCCUUUCCUAAGUUUUGCAGCACCACAGCAAGAGACCUAUGAGCCAUUUCACAUUAAACCACAAAGUUCAACCCCAGCUGUAUCAGAGCGACCUUACUUUGGAACAACACAACAGCAAACUUAUGAGCCACAUCCAAUUAAACCACAAUCUAGUUCAACCAUGGCUGCAUCUGCAAAGCCUUUCCUGAACUUCGCAGCACCACAGCAGCAAACUUAUGAGCCAUUUCAUAUUAAACCACAAUCAAGCUCAGAUCGGUUAACCUCAGACUGGCCUGCCUUAAACUAUGCUGCUAUUGGACACUCACAAGCACAACAGGCUUAUGAGCCAUUUUACUUGAACUCGCGGUCAACUUCAACCCACUUUGGAUCAGAGGGGCCUGCCUUUAACUCUGCAGCUGCACGUCAGAAUUAUGAGCCGGUUCAUGCCAAAAUGCAAUCUUAUGACAGUUGGCCAUAUUUUCAGGACAGGUCAACGAUGUCUUCAAGCCAAAUGAGAGUCCAAAGACAGGACUCUGCCAGAAACAAAUUCAACAGGAAACACGACUACCCAAAACUUUUUGAUGUGGCUGGAAGUGAUGGUCAUAACGAACUUGCUUAUGUUUAACAAGUUCAGGCUCAAGGUUUUAAGUCUGCAAUUGUCAAAAGCUAUCAGAGUUCACAGUUCAUCCCUUUGCUUCCAAGACUUCUUUUUUCAUAUCCAGCCACCAGCCCUUCUGAUUUCAUCUCCAGUGACAACCAGGAUACAAACCCAAACAAUCUGGAACCAUUUUCAUCCUCACCUCUGUUCAUCCUACCUAACAACACUUUGAUAACAGCCUUGUCAGUUCAAUUGGAAGCAAAAAGUACCUGAGGUUUAGUUGUGCACUUGAACUGAAGAGAUGUUAAUCUACUGUCUACUCAUGUGAAAGUGCCCAUGCUCCAUCCUGUUUAAGUCUUUUGAUUGGCUGCUCUCAAGACGAAACAGUGACAGUCAUGUCUGUGCACUACAAACUGAGAGCAGGUGUCAGAGCAAAGGUUAGAAAUAUCUAGCUACUUCAACCUGUUAAGCUGACCGAAGUCUUUUUGUUUUUGUUUAAUCCAUACAAAAAACAUGAAGUAUAGAUUGCGCUCUUGCAGAGCGCAGCUUUCCAUGUUUGUGUGGCCGGGUGCACUGAUUUUUAGUCUAAUCUUGUGCCCUGCAGCUUCACAGCAAAAAGCCUCCAGGAUGUCAUGGUAUUUCACAGAGCUGCAGCCGAGCACAGUGACCUGUAGUUUCUUCAAACUGUAUAAAUGCAGAGGUGCAAAGAGGCUGUUUUCAUGUUUUUGUUGGAGGUUUGAGAUUAAAACACUGACAAGUUGUUGCACUUGUUGCAUUGGCACUGCAUCACUACUAGGACAUUAAUCUAAGAUAAGGAAACCUCAGGGUUUCCAUGGUUGAAGUCGCAGUCUACAGGCCACAGAGAAGCAGUCUGGCUGGCCAAGAGUUUACCACCAUAAAGCAUUUUCAGUUAAAGGUAGAGGAAUGUCUUGUGUUGUUUCUUGCUUGUUUUUGUGUGUUUUAGUUCCUGCAUUAGCUCAAACUUUAAUUACCAACAGAUCCAAUAGAGUUGUAAAUGGUGUGAUUGGGAACAUAGUCAGUUACGUGAUUGUUACAUGGUUUAUAACCCUUAGGUGACCAUCUUGUAGUCUGACCUGUGGGUUAACCACUUGUGGAAGAGUGGCACUGAUGGAAAAUAAACGAUGUUCACUAUCUAUAGAAAACUAGUCACUCAUCCUUGUGGUCUCUAGAAUUGUAUUGAGUGUAAAGCAAUCCAAUAACAUUUCAUGGUUGUAUACUGGCCAACUCUGAAACAUUUCUUGCUUUUAGUUUUUCUAAAAGUCACUGAAUGGUGGAUCUUACCCUUUGUAUGAAAAGAAAAAAAUUUGUCUCCAAAUCUAAGCUCUUCGAGACUCCCCCC